AUGAUACCAUCUAUUCUUGUCGGUAAUGUUACUAUUCAGUUCUUCGUAUCGCUCCUCCAACCGCCAGUACCUAUCUGGAUAUCUUCUCUACCACCAGGUCACAAGAUGAGACCUGCUGGAUAUUAUAUUAUGGAAGAUAUUGUGGCAGUUGACGGCGGUGGUCGAUCGGCUUUCAGAAAAGUUCUCAAUCAACGUUACGAAAGUAGUCCGAUCUUUCAAUGUCUUGUAUAUGAAAUGACUGUGUUCUGGGCAACAGGAGCACUUGUUUUCAUUGGUGUUAGUGUGGCAUUUGCAUUCGGAACAAGUUUAAAUUUUGCUUUUGGUGCAACACUGAUAUGGUUUCCAGUAUGGGGUUUACUUGGGUUCUUGCCAACUGUAUUGUGGGUGCAACGGCGUCUCAGUCAAGAAACGGAUUCAUUUCGACUAAAACAGAAUCAAAUUUCGACUUGA
Molecule: messenger RNA, 450 nt
Organism: Rotaria socialis
Lineage: Eukaryota; Metazoa; Rotifera; Eurotatoria; Philodinida; Philodinidae
Source: the annotation of a GenBank genome assembly